Messenger RNA from Penicillium hordei, 948 nucleotides. RefSeq lists its product as uncharacterized. The record is from RefSeq and is a predicted model, not a curated record. NCBI's taxonomy places the organism in Eukaryota, Fungi, Ascomycota, Eurotiomycetes, Eurotiales, Aspergillaceae. The transcript is spliced from 2 exons. The coding region runs from base 1 to 948 and encodes 315 amino acids.
AUGGGUGAUGCCGAGGAUGCCCCCGAACGCAAGGAUCAUCUCGAACAUGAGGAUCAUCCGGAAGCCACCGCCGAGGAGGAAAAGCCCAUCAAUUUUGAAUGGACUCCUGAACUUGCCAAGAUUGGAACUUCUCGUGGGGACAUACAUUCAUCGAUUGGUCCCCACAAAUUUCACGAGAAUGGGUACCGGGACUACACGUACCGGCUUGGUAUGACCCUGCCAGACCCUGCUGAUACCCGAGAGUGUCUGAGAUGGGUUGGACUAUCCGAUAAAAAAAUCAUUGAGGUUGAACGGAAGUUUAAUGAAAUAUAUCCAGAUUUUCAAGCACCUAGCUGUGGAUAUGACAAUAAAGUUUCCACCAAGGGUUUCAGCGAUAUUACCUUCCCUUUGAUUGAAGGAAUGGUAGAUUUGUUCAUGCAAGGAGUCCAUGAUGAUAAGGAGGAUGACUAUGAUUACACUACUCAUAAGGGCUAUAUCGAGAAGGGCAUACAGCUCGGACUCCGGCCGGAAUUUGCGAUAUUUUGUGGGCUACAUGAGACCGAUCCCCGAGCUAUUGAUGAACCCCAUCUAUUCGAGGAACUAUGGUUUGCUAUCAAGAGCCCACAUAGCGCUAUCGAUGAGACCAUCAUCCCAUUUUGGAUGCAGCUUAAAGAAUUUAUGGGGACGAAAUUGUUAUAUGAGGGAAAGGCAUGGUCGAAUUAUGGAAGAUGGGUAGUCCGUGAAGGCGAAAGCUUAGAUCAAGCAAAAGCGAGAGUGGAUGACCGAGAGCGUCAGAGGCUGAAAGAGGAAGCGAUAAAGGAAUAUGAAGCGAAGUUGGAACAUGAGCAACAAAAGAGGGAUAGAGAGGAAAGGGAAGAUUUAGCAAGAUGGGCAGAGGAAGACAGACUGGAGGCGGAGAUACUUAAGCAACAAAGCGGCAUAGCUGUGGAGCGGAAGAAUGAGGAAUAA